Maylandia zebra (zebra mbuna) is the source of this 3728-nucleotide messenger RNA. It is a transcript of the gene ntm, whose product is annotated as neurotrimin. Lineage: Eukaryota; Metazoa; Chordata; Actinopteri; Cichliformes; Cichlidae. The record is from RefSeq and is a predicted model, not a curated record.
AUACCUGGCGAGAAGAUUUGGAUUAAGACUAAUGAACUGGGAGUACAAUAAUCUCCGUUCACGGCGGAGGACCGCCUCAUUGUCUCGCUGUAUGAUUUUUGUUUGUGCGCCUUCGAAGGCUAAAGACGAUGUCUAUCCGGGGAUAUUUUGUCGCUUUUUCCAAAUGCACAAUUUUUCUCUCCCUGAGGAUUUUGUUUCUUGUACCUGCAGGGUUGCAGGUCCGCAGCCAAGGGGAUUCUCAGUCCUACAACAAAGUGAUGGACAAUAUCACAGUCCGACAAGGAGAGACGGUCUUUCUCAGGUGUGCACUCGGGGAUGUUGUCACACACACAGCAUGGCUUAAUCGGUCAAGUAUACUGUAUGCUGGAGAAGACAAGUGGUCGAUUGAUCCCAGAGUGAGUUUGGUGACUCUUAAUCAAGAGGAGUUCACCAUCAAGAUUGAAAAUGUGGACAUGACAGAUGAAGGACAGUAUGUGUGUGCAAUCCAGACAAGCAGUCGACCAAGAACCACCUCAGUUCACAUCCUCGUCCAAGUGCCACCAAAAAUCACCAACCUGUCAAGAGAUGUUGUGGUAAAUGAAGGCUCUAACAUCACCCUGAUGUGCCAAGCAAGUGGUAAACCAGAGCCUUCCAUCAGCUGGAAGCUCAUCUCCUCUUCAGGGGAUCUGGUGUCAGAUGAUGAAUACUUGGAAAUCCCAUCUAUAUCCAGACAGAAAGCAGGAACGUAUGAAUGCACAGCUGUCAAUGAUAUUGACACAGACGUGCAGACUGUAGACAUCACCGUCAACUAUGCUCCAGCUGUGUCAGAGGGCAGAGAUGUUGGAGUGACACUGGGCCAGAGAGGAGUGCUGGAGUGUGAGGCUGAUGCAGUGCCUGAGGCAGAUUUUGAAUGGUACAAAGAUAACAGAAGGAUCUUUAAUGACUUUGAUGGUAUGGAGAUUGUCAGUACUGGAUUAGGAUCAAAGCUGACCUUCUUUAAUGUGUCUGAUGGAGAUUAUGGCAACUACACCUGUGUUGCCAUCAACACACUUGGGAGUUCAAAUACAAGCUUCCUUCUGUUUGUGGUAAUUGAACCCACUAGCUCAACACUUUUGCAAGGACCGAGAGCAGUUCAGGAUGGCAGCGGCGGUGCAAUGAGUGUGCACUCACACAACUGUCUCCUCUUCAUUAUAAUUCUGUCCUUCCUGCUUAGAUUUUGAAGAUAAAUUGAGUUGAACUCCAGUGUUUUGUGUGUGUGUGUACCUGCGUGUGUGUGUGUGUAUGCGUGUGAGUGUGUGUGUGUGUGUGUGCGUGUGUGUGUAUGUGUGUGCGUGGGAGUGUGUGUGUGUGCGUUUUUGUUUUUUCCAACUGAAACCAUAAACUGAUGCACAUUAAGUGCAUGAUUUAAUCUGCACUGCAUUGAUGUUGACCCGCUAAACAAGUAUGUCAUUGAGGGUCUUUUUUUUUAAGAUUUCAAGGAUGUAACAAAUGUUUCACCUUUUAAUUGAAUUUUGUUGGAUAUUUUUCUCUUUGAAUCAUAUUAUUCUGGAUUUUCUCUUUUUACCUGUGAUUCUAAAAAAAAGAUUUUUAAAAUGGUGUCUCUUAUUUUUAAAAAGUGUCUCUUAAUCAAAUGGAUUUGUCUUGAAUUUAACCACACUGAAUAUUCAUGUCUAUUCCAGGAAACAGCAAAUUUACAGCAAAUAUAAGAAGUGAAUUCUAAAUACCUCAAAAUUAAACUGAAAGAGUCAAACACAAGGUUGCCCUGAGGCUGAAAACCUGGUAUUAUCAUAUUUUAAUGUAUAAUAAUUAUCCUUUCGUCUGGUUGUUGAAAGCAGAAUUGUAGUAUUUUUGUUUCCACCAUUAUAGUGAUAUAUUUGCACUUGUGCUAUGCUAAUCUUUUUAAUUAUAUUUUUUCAAUUAUGUGUAGUUUUAAAUAUUUUUAAGAACGGGAAAUAUGAACUUGUAAUUAUUUGGGACAAACCCCUUACUUUCAUCUCUUUGUCAUUUUUUGUUCUUUACUGGUACUGGUUGUAUACAAAAAUGUUGUCAAGAUUAUUAUAAUUAUGUUAGACUUUAAUAUUUACAGAUGGAGGGAAUGUUAGCUACAUUUGUAUGGAGUGGACAUCUGACUUAAAUAAUGCAGACCUAUUAAUGCUAUUGAUAUUUGUUUAAUAUCAUACCAUGUAUACAUGCUCUAGAAAUUGUUCCUGUUUAUGUUCUAAACCAGCACUGGAGGGUUACAGAACAGUCGUUUUGAGUAGAUUAACACAAAAUAAACUCUUUCUGCAUGUAUUUAGACACAAAUGACCCAAAGACUAUAUUUCAUAAACUUCCUGUUUUUCAAAUCACCAAACAAAGACCCUGAUUUUUAAGUAUUGUCUUCUCAUUAACUUCAGAGUAAACUAGAGGUCUUCAUGGGUACAAAAAUGUCUGUCUGUGCAAAAAUGUACCACAGUGAAUUAAAGUGGAUUUGCCUAUUUUUUUUAAUAUUGACCCAGAAAUAAUAUAGAAAUAACACCUGGGUUAAAAAAAGGUCAGAAAAAAUAGGUCAGAAAUAAAGACUAUAUGUAAAACGUGGCAUAACUGCAAAUGAGCAUUUAUGCCACUGUGACAUAAUUGCUCAUUUGCAGUCUUAAGAGUUCCUUUUUCAUUGACUACCUGAGGAAAUUAUUCACUACCAUACAAUAGUAACUAGAAGCAUACAUUGUUUCAUCAUUAUCUGUAAAUUAAACUAUAAUGCACAAAGUGAAGAUCAUAUUAGACUGAAGCUGUAUUGAAAGUAGGAACUGAGACCAUAAACUUAUAAGAAAAGGGUUGAAUUAGCAAACAUUUUGCAGUAAAGACUUUCAGACUUCUGUUGAUUUGGACUUUAUAAAUUAAGCAAUUAUUCUUAGCCUAUUAGAAUGAAAGCAGAUUUAAGGUACUUUUGCUGCCACUUCACGAUUUAGACUUAUAGGCUAAGACCCAUCUUUAGUAUUUUGUCCAUUAUCCAGUCCUAUACAGAUCUACUGACAUGGGUAGACUCAUGAAGACCUUUAGAGUAAAUGUGUUGUCUUUUGACACGAGUAAAAUACAAAAUCAUUGAUACUCUUAAACCAAAAUGUACAGUAUAGGAGUCAGAUUGUGAGAUGUUGGUCAGAAGAUUUAAUAAUUUUAGACUUUACUGUAGAGUAUGCAAGCCAACUGCAAUAACUGAGACUGAUUAAAGGUCUCAGCAAAUAGGCCACAACAGUUCUUAUCACCUGAUAUAUAACUUGCAUUAACAGAAAAGACAGAAUAUAUGAGAAAACCUGAAAAUCAUAUGUUUCAAUAUGGACAAACAUCAGUGCAGGCAGAGUGUCACAGGCAGCAAACAAUCAGCAGACCUCCUUUACCAUAUUUCAUUGUGAGCAUGAGAAUUUUAUGCAACAAUCUGUAACCUCUCACAAAAUGACAGGAAGAAUUAAAGCUGGUAAUUUCUCUCUUUCAUAUCUCUCAAUUUGAAAAGAGAUUUGUACCAAUUGGCAGACUGUACUUAACAUGGGUAUGCUUUUUUGUUAUUUAGUGACAAUAACAAAAAAUGUACAUCUGGUGUUGAACUACUGGCUUUUGUAAUGAAAGGGAUUGUUUUAAGACAUUGUGCAUCCCUUGCAAAAUGCUGUUUGUUUUUACUGUCAGUUUCUAUCAGAGUUUUGCAAUUGAAGGUUUCCAUUAACACUGCAACAAACAAAAACAGUGAAUUAAAACAAAUUACUAUGUCUGUUUAAUGA